AUGGAUACGGCUCGGCUACUCCAGGAGCGCGAUGGACAGAAGUCCUCGGCUGAGAUCUUGUUGCAGCUGCUGUCUGACCCCUUUGCCUCACAGCUCCAACAGAGUUCCGUCUACGCUGCCCUUGGUUCCUCGCUGGGCAUCACCGCUGCCAUUGCCAUCGCUUUUUCCUUUCUGCGGCCAUAUAAUAGUGUUGUGUACGCCCCGAAAUUGAAGCAUGCUGAUGAAAAGCACGCCCCUCCUCCCCUCGGGAAGGGUUUGUUCGCCUGGAUCUCCCCGCUAUGGUCAACAUCAGAAGAAGACCUAGUGCACUUGGCGGGCAUGGAUGCUGCCAUUUUCAUGCGCUUCACCAGAAUGUGCCGCAAUAUUUUCGUUAUCCUCUCGGUUCUCGGAUGCGGCAUCCUGAUUCCCGUCAACUGGACAAACUUCACACCUCCCGACCCGUCCUGGCUGUACCAGGUCACUCCGAGAAAUGUCUGGGGCGCCCCCCUGUGGGCUACCGUCGUAUUUGCUUGGCUGCUGACCCUGAUUGUUUGCGGCUUUUUGUGGUGGAACUACCGGAAGGUGUUGCAGCUGAGGCGGACGUAUUUUAAAAGCGAAGAAUAUCAACAAAGUCUUCACUCCCGUACCUUGAUGCUCUAUGAUAUCCCCAAAAGCUAUACCUCUGAUGAAGGCAUUGCCAGAAUUAUUGACAAGGUCGCACCCCAUUCAUCUUUCGCGAGGACCGUCGUUGCACGAGACGUCAAGGUCUUGCCAGCGCUUUUGGAAGAACACGAAAAAACGGUUCGAAAACUUGAAAAGGUGUUAGCCAAGUAUCUCAAAGACCCGAACAACCUUCCAGCCACACGCCCGACAUGCUUGCCCUCCAAGAAGGAUCCCUCGUACUCGUCGUACCCUAAAGGCCAGAAGCUUGAUGCCAUCGAUUACCUCACACAACGCAUCAAGACACUGGAACUGGAGAUCAAGGAUGUCCGUCAGCGUAUCGACAAGAGAGGUUCCAUGCCGUAUGGUUUCGCAUCGUUCGCCGACAUCGCCGAAGCGCAUGCGAUCGCCUAUGCUUGCCGCAAAAAGAAGCACGGCGCUGUCGUAACCCUUGCUCCGCGUCCUAACGAUAUUAUCUGGGACAACAUGCCUCUGAGCUCAACCACUCGCAGCACCAGGCGGCUCUGGAACAACCUUUGGAUAACCAUCCUCACAAUUCUUUGGAUCGUUCCAAACGCCUUCAUCGCCAUCUUUCUCGUGAACUUGGGUAACUUGGGCAACGUUUGGCCCGCUUUCAAGCGUUCAUUGGAGAGGAAUGGCACUACCUGGUCCCUCAUCCAAGGUAUUGCCUCUCCUGCUUUAAUGUCGCUCGUUUACGUGGCCCUGCCCAUCAUCUUCCGGCGCAUGUCGAUCAAGGCCGGCGACCAGACCAAAACUGGACGAGAACGUCAUGUCGUAGCCAAGCUAUACUCUUUCUUCGUAUUUAACAACCUCAUCGUUUUCUCGGUAUUUAGUGCCUUAUGGAGUUUCAUCGCCAAUGUGGUUCAGAGGACAGAAAGUGGCGCAGAUACCUGGAAGGCCAUCGUCGACUCCGACUUCGGCUUGACAGUCUUCCUCUCUAUCUGCACCGUCUCCCCGUUCUGGAUCUCGUGGCUUCUCCAGAGGCAACUUGGAGCCGCAGUGGAUCUGGCUCAGUUAUGGACACUCGUCUACAGUUUUGCAAUGCGGAAGUUUUCGAGCCCGACUCCUCGCGAACUAAUCGAACUCACGGCGCCCCCUCCAUUCGACUAUGCCAGCUACUACAACUAUUUCUUGUACUACUCAACCAUUGCGCUCUGUUACGCUGCGAUCCAGCCUCUCGUACUUCCCGCUGCGGCGCUUUAUUUCUGCAUUGAUGUUGGACUCAAGAAGUAUCUCCUGCUCUACGUUUUUGUCACCAAGACCGAAAGUGGCGGCAUGUUCUGGCGCAUCCUGUUCAACCGCUUCCUUUUUGCCUCAAUCUUGUCCCACAUGGUCGUCUUUCUGGUCGUCUGGGUCCGCGGCGACGCAUCGCAUGUUCAAGCUUACGCCGUCGCUCCUCUCCCCUUCCUCAUGAUCGCUUUCAAGAUCUACUGCUCUCGCGCGUUCGACCAUAAAAUCCAGUACUACGCGACAAGAUACACCAGGCAGGAUCAAAUGGAAGCAGCCAAGAACUUCAAAGAACAGGGCCUCUGCACUGAUAAGCUGCUCGCUGCUCGCUUUGGACACCCCGCAAUCUUCAAGCCCCUUAUCACUCCGAUGGUCCAUGCGAAGGCACAAAACCUUUUGGCGAGUAUCUAUCGGGGACGACCAGGCGAUGGUUAUGAUGGCGACACGAUGUCUGUCAGUGGCUACAGCGAUUCAUAUGCCCUCGACAACAUGUCGUCUGGUCAGGCGGGGAAGACAUCGCCUUCAAUUCCUGGCUUUGAAGUUGUUCCGGAGUCCCGACUGGACUUCGAGUUCUACAAGAAUCGUGACGAGUUCGCAGCCGAUCAUGGAGCAGGCGAGCUAUUUGGCAGGCCGUCGGAUAUUAUUCGUCCCGAUACUCCAGGCAUGCCCGGUUCUGAGCCCAAUUCACGACCCGGAACUCCAGCUGGUGGGAUGGGCUUUGCCGGCAGAAGGGCCUUUUCACCUUAUACUGAUGAUGUCGGAAGCAGCUACAGAACCCCUCAACAGUAUAGUCCCUAUGACGAGCCUUCCCAUUACUCAUCUGCCGCACGACACCAUCCCACCAACAGUUACUCGCGCGCUGGUGCCUCGGGCAACACACUGUAUGGCCUGGGCAGCGGCAGCAAUGAUAGCGGUGCCAAUCUUGUUAUCAAUGCGGCCGGCAUGCCUAUCUCCAACCCUGGCUAUAGGUCGCACACGCCAAGCUCGUACAGCAGUACUCGCGCUCCUGGUAUGUUGGGCGGUGGUCCACGUGGUUAUGGCGGGCUGCCGCAGACAGACCAUGACGAGCACAUGGCGCCACAGUCAUAUGAUUACUUCAGGGGCAGCAACAAUCGGAGACGCCCAGGAGAGGCUUCGGAAACCGGAAGGGCCACGCCGCCCGGUGCGGCGCCGCGGAGCGGGGGCCAUAUCUGGGGAGGGAACUAG
Molecule: messenger RNA, 3093 nt
Organism: Thermochaetoides thermophila DSM 1495
Lineage: Eukaryota; Fungi; Ascomycota; Sordariomycetes; Sordariales; Chaetomiaceae
Exons: 3
Coding region: 1-3093 (1030 amino acids)
Cellular component (GO): plasma membrane
Molecular function (GO): calcium-activated cation channel activity
Source: RefSeq, a predicted model, not a curated record